AUGAAGAUCUCAUGGACGUUGGCCACCGCCGUCGCGGCGCUGUCCUCCACCGCAGCCGCUUGGGGCACCCCCAGAUGUCGCUGCCUGCCUGGUGAUAGCUGCUGGCCCUCGCAGUCGUCCUGGGAUGCGCUCAACAGCACUGUGGGCGGUCGCUUGAUUGCGACAGUCCCCCUCGGAUCGCCUUGUCACGAUCCCACCUACGAUGCCGACGCCUGUAAGGCGUUGCAGGCGGACUGGAAUCUUCCCGAGACUCACCUUUCCUCGUCCUCCUCGAUCAUGCAGACCUACUUUGCCAACCAGAGCUGUGAUCCCUUCACCUCCAAGUCCACCCCGUGCACCAUGGGGAACUACGUCGACUACGCCGUCAAGGUCUCCUCCAGCGACGACGUGAUUGCGGCGGUCAACUUCGCGCGGGACAACAAUAUCCGUUUCGUCAUCCGCAACACCGGUCAUGAUUACUUUGGCCGUUCGACCGGCGCCGGUGCCCUCUCCGUCUGGAUGCACCACCUCAACGACGUCACCUACGUUGACUGGAAGGAUUCCCGCUACCAGGGCCCCUCUUUCAAGGUCUCGGCAGGUGCCAUGGGAUUUCAGGUGCUCAACGCCGCUCAUGCCAGGAAUCUGGUCGUCGUCGGCGGCGAGUGCCCGACCGUUGGUCUGGCGGGUGGCUACAUCCAGGGUGGUGGUCACUCCGCCCUCAGCACCUCGUUCGGUCUCGGUGCCGAUCAGGCGCUGCAGUAUGAGGUGGUGACGGCCUCGGGCAAGCUCGUUACCGCCUCCCGCUCCGUCAACCCGGAGCUUUUCUGGGCCCUGAGCGGUGGUGGUGCCGGCAACUACGGUGUGGUGAUGUCGGUCACCGUCAAGGCGUACCCGGACAAGAUUGUUGGUGGCGGCAGCCUGCAGUUCGUCGCCAGCAGCACCACCCCGGACAAGUUCUUCGAGGCCGUCGCCCAGUUCCACGCCCUCCUGCCAGCCAUGAUCGACCACGGCGCCACCGUCAUCUACCAGAUGACCUCGACCUUCUUCGCCAUCGUUCCCGUCACCGCGUUCGGCAAGACCAGCGACGACGUGAAGAACCUCCUGGCUCCCUUCGUCCAGGCUCUGGACGGGCUCGGCAUCCCCUACCAGGCCGCGUACACCCAGUCCACCUCCUACUAUGAGCACUACGAGAAGUACAUGGGCCCGCUCCCCUACGGCCACCUCGGCGUCGGCGAGUUCCAGUACGGCGGCCGCCUGAUCCCCCGUAACGUGCUCACCAACAACGCGGCCGGCUUCGCCAAGGUUCUGCGGAGCAUCACCGAGCAGGGUGUCAUCGCCGUCGGUGUUGGCAUGGACGUCUCGAACCCUGGUGACGUCUCCAACGCCGUCUUCCCCGCCCUGCGCAAGGCUGCCAUUACCAUGCAGAUCGGCACCCUCUGGAACUCGUCGGCGCCGUGGUCGCAGAUGCUGGCGGAUCAGCAACGCAUGACCAACGAGUUUGUGCCCCAGCUCGAGGCCGUCACCCCCGGCAGCGGUACCUACCAGAACGAGGCCGACUUCAACCAGCCCCACUGGCGCGAGACCUUCUUCGGCCGGAACUUCUUCCCUCUGCUGUCGGUCAAGGCCAAGUGGGAUCCUACCUUCCUGUUCUAUGCCCUCAAGGCGGUUGGCAGUGAUUUCUGGACCGUCGACAAGUCCGGUCGCAUGUGCCAGACGUGGAGCCUUUAG
Molecule: messenger RNA, 1707 nt
Organism: Aspergillus clavatus NRRL 1
Lineage: Eukaryota; Fungi; Ascomycota; Eurotiomycetes; Eurotiales; Aspergillaceae
Product: putative isoamyl alcohol oxidase
Exons: 3
Coding region: 1-1707 (568 amino acids)
Molecular function (GO): FAD binding; oxidoreductase activity
Source: RefSeq, a predicted model, not a curated record